This is a messenger RNA of Symbiodinium sp. CCMP2456, 984 nucleotides long. The record is from the annotation of a GenBank genome assembly. NCBI's taxonomy places the organism in Eukaryota, Dinophyceae, Suessiales, Symbiodiniaceae.
AUGACCAAAUCUACGUCUUCGUCUUCCACAUCGUUCCCUGCAGCGACGUCGUCUUCUGGGUCAUCGUCCACGUCUACCGCGCGAAGCUGGGCGACUUGGACGUCCUCUUCCACCUCUACAUCGUCCUCAACAGUUGUGGUUGAAGAUGGGGCAUCCAGCGCGUCAGUUCAAGUGGCAACCUUGCUUGCAGUUGCGUGUGGAGGAUCUAUUACACUGGUGGCUUUCUUCUUCGCCUGCAGGACGGCACAUCUGAAAGGAGAGGCAGUACACGCGGCCCAGCGAGCUAAGUUCGAGGAACCCAUCGUCACAGCUUUACAAGGACCGCGCACGGAGGAGAGUGCUGCAGCUGGCUUCGCUGACAUUACGAAGAUCAAGCGGAAAGCCAAGACCAAGCCUGCCGAGAACGAUGGAGAGGAGGAGACCGUCGACGUAGUUGUCGAAGGCCACAAUAACACGGCGAUCUCAGAUUCGACAGGAAGGGAGACGGUUCAGACGAGUGCCCUUGACGUGGAGGUGGACCCGGCGGCCGCGGUGCCGCAAUCAACACCGCGAGUCACCGCUUCCCUUCCUGAGGAGCGGCAACAAGGCCCCGCGGUUGUGAAUGAAAGCAGCAAGUCGCUGAGCUCUGCUGACGUGUUGCACAAGAAGACGAAGGUCAAGUGCAAAGCUAAGGUAAAGAAGAAGGUGAAAAAGCCGAUCGACGAGAUUUCGCGCGAAGGGCAUCUCGUCAUCGAUGUGUCAGAUACGAUGAGUUCGGAGAUGGUCGAGGGUGCCAUCAGUCUUGAGGAAGUGGCUUUCGAAGAGCCGAUAUCCUUCGGUGCACCAGGCGACCUACCCUGGCACAGCCAUGUGCCGGGCGAUCGGGGCCACGUAUCCGGUACACAGGCACCGGAGCAGAAGAAAAUGAAAAAGAUUCCGAAGUGCAAGGAAAAGACAGGCCUUGACGCAAGUCGUGAACCCGAAGAUCAGACUGAGACAUAUUAG